Babesia microti strain RI is the source of this 792-nucleotide messenger RNA. RefSeq lists its product as hypothetical. The record is from RefSeq and is a predicted model, not a curated record. The transcript is spliced from 6 exons. Lineage: Eukaryota; Apicomplexa; Aconoidasida; Piroplasmida; Babesiidae. Bases 1 to 792 code for a protein of 263 amino acids.
AUGUAUGAUUACUUUGUUACAGUUGGGGAUUAUUUGCUGGCUAAAGCGGACCGUUUUAAACUUAGUCAGAAUUGUAUAGCUUUGAUAUGUAAUUCUUUUGCUGAUUACAAAUUUCAACAUCAAUCUCUAUUCGCACUGAUAUCAAAAUUUGUGAAUAUAGAUAAAAAGCCGGGCGCGAUUGAUUUUUAUCACAUAACGAUGGCGCUUAGGAAAUUUGGCAUAUAUUCAUCCACUGCCAUCAGAUGGAUAAUUGAUACUUGUACCACAGACUACUUGAAUUCGUUGAGCCCACAAGGGCUGAUUAAUGUACUGUGUUAUUUAAUGGCUUAUAAUUUUUACCGACUGCCCAUGGGUUUCACCCUCACUCAUUACCUGGCCAUUACGGUUGGCCAAUUACUCCCAGAUACUAGGGAUCCUGAGCUAAUUAGUCAGUACAAAAUCUCUUCAUUAAUAUACCACACGAUCACGCCGCAGUUGUUGGACUGCUGGCUCCAAAAUGAAGUGGGCGAUCGUGUGUCGGCCGAAUGGAUUCGACGCAAAGCAUCUGCCCUUUUGUACAAGAGCUUAUUAAUUAAUUCAAUUUCUGGCAGUCAUGUAAAUCAUUCAGCCGAUCAUGUGGAGCGCCCAGAUCGCUCGGGACAGGCUUACUGUGCAAAACAUCCAGUCAGUUAUAUGGGCCCCUCAAAUUUUGCUGUCGAUGUGGCAAAUGUAUUAGAAAACAUCGGGCAUACAGUGAUGCUUGAGCAUAAUCAAGACCCCUAUUUUAUUGAUAUACUAAUAACACAGCAAUAG